Messenger RNA from Lachnellula hyalina, 588 nucleotides. RefSeq names its product Nuclear transcription factor Y subunit beta (gene NFYB). The transcript is spliced from 3 exons. NCBI's taxonomy places the organism in Eukaryota, Fungi, Ascomycota, Leotiomycetes, Helotiales, Lachnaceae. Gene Ontology annotation, molecular function: DNA-binding transcription activator activity, RNA polymerase II-specific; RNA polymerase II cis-regulatory region sequence-specific DNA binding; protein heterodimerization activity. Gene Ontology annotation, biological process: regulation of transcription by RNA polymerase II. The coding region runs from base 1 to 588 and encodes 195 amino acids. The record is from RefSeq and is a predicted model, not a curated record. Gene Ontology annotation, cellular component: nucleus; CCAAT-binding factor complex.
AUGUCCCACGCUUCCUCGUCAUCUUCUCCGGAGGCACCUCGCGCUUCUAAAGCUGGGAAACAUGAGUACUCAGAUGCUAACAUAAGGAACUUCGCACCAGUUGCUAGAAUUAUGAAAACAGCCCUCCCAGAGAAUGCGAAGAUUGCAAAGGAAGCAAAAGAAUGCAUGCAAGAAUGCGUCAGCGAGUUUAUAUCAUUCAUCACAAGCGAAGCCUCCGAGAAAUGCCACCAAGAAAAGCGGAAGACGGUCAACGGCGAGGACAUUUUGUUUGCAAUGACCUCCCUUGGAUUUGAGAAUUACGCCGAAGCACUAAAGAUAUACUUAUCGAAGUACCGUGAAACCCAAUCCACAAGAGGCGAGAAUCGACCCGGCAGUCAAGGGUAUGGAUCAACAGCACCUGGUGCUCCUGGCGGGGCCCCCAAUGCAACCCCAUCGACAACGUUUCAAGGCGGCGCAGAGGGUACCAACAACAUCCUCGGUGGUCCGACAGCCGAAGGUAGUGAACACGACACCGGCUUUCACGGAAGCCUGUAUGGAGGCCCAGUCCCCAGCGGGCACAACGGCGCGACGGGUGGCGAUGGCUAUUGA